Molecule: messenger RNA, 1953 nt
Organism: Aureobasidium uvarum
Lineage: Eukaryota; Fungi; Ascomycota; Dothideomycetes; Dothideales; Saccotheciaceae
Source: the annotation of a GenBank genome assembly
AUGAAAGGAUCAAAUGCUCUGGUCUUUGCCAGUUUUAUUCACACCUACACACUAGCUCUCGACGUCGGAGCAGAAACAUACUUUGACCCAACCGACGGUGAAGCUUGGGAAUUAAAUUAUGGUUAUUAUCCCUAUCGAUCAUAUCAAACCACCGACCUCAUCUCGCCACAGUUCAGAACCUUGGUUGAUUCACCCGACUGCCACGGUGACCGACAUGUGUUUUUCACGCCUCGAGGAUUUUCUAUCGCAGCACCUGGACCGAUGAUCGUGGACAGCUAUGGCGAACUCAUCUGGGCCAAGAGUACAGACGGACAGGCGUAUGACUUCAAGGUGCAGGAAUAUAAAGGCGAACAGUACUUGACCUAUUGGCAAGGUGACGACAGAGUUCGAGGACACGGUGCUGGAGACUACUAUAUGGUAUGCUUUCUCGAGGAUGUCAGCAAUAACAAAGAACAAUUUGCUGACGAAUCCAGCNUUAAUACUGGCUAUCAAGAGAUCAGAAAGAUCACUGCUCUUAAUGAUUUGGCGGCCGACCUUCACGAACUCGUCAUUACGCCUCAGGGCACAGCGCUACUCACUGUCUACGAAGUCUACCCACACGACUUGAGCGAGCUCCGCGACUUUGACGAAGGAGAAGAAGAUCCUCACUACAUCUGGGACAGUCUAUUCCAAGAGAUCGACAUCGAAACCAACGAACUCCUAUUCCAAUGGCGCGCCUCAGACCAUUACUUUGUCAACGAGACCUUCAAGUCAAUAGGAGGCGCCGGCACUCGAAACGAGCCCUUUGAUUGGUACCACAUCAACUCAGUGCAAAAGGACGAAUUUGAUAACUACCUGGUCUCCGCUCGCUACACUCACACCGUGACCUACAUCAAUGGCACUUCCGGCGACAUUAUCUGGAUCCUAGGAGGCAAGCGCAAUAUGUUCAAAGACCUCGACGACGGCUUCGCUACCAAUUUUGCCUGGCAGCACGACGCUCGACUCCACUCCAAGACAGAGUUUCCCCAACUGUUCAGCGAAGACAUCGCGCUGUAUGGAAGUAGAAAAGAGGUGGAUGGUGUCACGAAGCAGCUUGUCACUCUUNUUGACAACAGCGCAGAAGAUGUUGAACAUACACUAGACUCAUCUCGUGGACUCUUGCUCGAGGUCACCUACCCUUCUGCUCAUAUACCGUCAUUCCAAAAUGACCUCACUGCACGUGAUGUCGCCCAGACUGAGGAUGAUAGAUACUCAGCAAAGAUCGUUCGAUCGUACGAUCAUCCUCAAGGCCCUCUGUCGACCAGUCAGGGGUCGUUACAGGUACUACCGUCCCAAGACGACAAAACAGACUCCAGAGUCUUCGUUGGCUAUGGUUACAACGCCCUUUUCUCCGAGUUCAGUGCAGAUGGCACACUCUUGUGCGACAGCCAUUUUGCAACCAACUACUCCUGGGGUCUGGGCCAAGUUCAAUCUUACCGCGCUUUCAAAUUUCCCUGGACUGGCCGUCCGGUUGAUCCUCCAACUGCGGUACUUUCAACGGAUGGUCAGAUCUACGUCAGCUGGAAUGGAGCUACUGAAGUCAGAGGAUGGGUUCUCCAGCAUACUCGUACAUUUCCUACCACCGAAAAUGCCUGGAAGAACGUACUUCACAUCGACAAAGCCGGCUUCGAAAGUGUCAUCGAUAUCGAAGACGUCGACCUGCUACGAUAUAUCCGGGUCAAGGCGGUUGAUCAGAAUGGUGUGAUGUUGGGUGUGUCAAUGGAGAUCGAUAUGGGCUGGAGUGCGGUCUUGUCUAGCUCUGUGCCACAGCUCAACGCCAUGAACAGUGUGGCACCCAUCAAGCUGGUCAUGUUGAUUUGCAUCAACGUUACCAUCGUGUUCGUCAUGUACGAGCUCUGUAGGCGUCUCUGCACGUGGCGUCAGACUCGCAAGUGGCGACAAAGAAGAGGCAUCCGUCUGCUCUCUGACGCAUAG